CACCGAGCAAUGAUCUACUGUGUAAUUGUGUGUACACGGAGUGUGUGUGGGUGUAUAGAAAGUGUGUGUGGGUGUAUAGAAAGUGUGUGUGUGUAUAGGGAGAGUAUGUAUAUAUAGAGAGAGUGUGUAAUAAUUGGUUAUUAUUUUGAUCAUGUUGAAGUUAGUGCAGGUCCUGAGGUUCAGGAUUAGUUGUAAGACUGUGAGAUGUGGACCAGUAUGGAGGCAUCAUCAGCAGACUGGCUUUACAGGGGGGCGUUCACCCCCUUCAGCCCUCUGUUGUGUGUUCCAACCCAAAAAUCACGGGUGUAAUUCAUACAGGAGUGAAUGUUUAAGAUUUUACAGCACUAAGAAGAAAGCUCAGGAGGCACCAGGUUCCUCUAAAAGAAGCGUUUCUGAGACUUAUACAUCUGUGGAUCCUGACAAGGAGGAAGAAUUUGUCUUUUUGGACUUUUCUGAAUCCCCAGAGGAGGAAGAUCCAAUCCCUGAGGAGGUUCAUCAGAUAGGAAGUGUGAACGAAGAAAAGCAGCACAAAAAGACUGGAACUGGAUUGAAGAAAAAAGCUCUCGAGAUGCAGCUAAGAUCUUUAAAAGAUGUUCCAGAGGAGAAGAUAGACUUGGAAUCGCAUAUAGAGUUCCACGAUGUAGGAUUUCCAUUGGAGCGCUCCAAAAAGAAGAAAUCCAAGAAGGAGCACAAGACCUUUGGAAACCCUGACGCCGAAAUGCCCGUCAGUGACAUCUCAUGCUCGGGCUGUGGAGCCGUCAUGCACUGUGUGGCAUCUGAACUUCCAGGGUAUCUGCCCAGUGAGAAAUAUAAGCAACUAUUAGAAGAGGAGGAGCUCAGCAGGGCGAUAUGCCAGCGCUGUUUCCUCCUCACCCACCAUCAGAAAGCUCUCAACAUCACCAUGUCCAAAGAGGAGUACGUUAAAAUUGUGAGCGGUAUCAAACCUGAAAAAGCGCUGGUCCUGCUCAUCGUGGAUCUCCUCGACCUUCCAGAUUCCAUCAUUCCGGACCUGCCGCAUCUCGUGGGAAAGAACAAGCACAUCGUGAUCUUGGGAAACAAAGCCGACCUGCUGCCGGGUGACUCCCAGAGUUACCUCCAGCGGAUCAGGAGGCAGCUGGUGCAGCACUGCGAGGACGCCGGCGUCCCGGUCCGAGAUCCCAAAGAUGUUCAUCUGAUCAGCGCAAAGACGGGCUACGGCAUCGAGAACCUGAUCACCAGACUCCAGACCUCGUGGAAAUAUACAGGAGACGUGUAUCUGGUUGGCACUGCCAACGCUGGCAAGUCGACCUUGUUUAACACCCUGUUGGAGUCGGAUUACUGCAAGUCCAGAGCUUCAGAUGUGAUCCACAAAGCCACCAUAUCACCCUGGCCUGGAACGACUCUGAACCUGCUGAAAUUUCCCAUCAUCAACCCGACACCGUACAGGCUGCUGAGACGAGCCGAGAGACUCAGACAGACGGCGCUUCAGACGGAGGAGGAUCUCGACCCCGAAGAGCUUGAGAGAAUCCAGCGCUUCCGCAAGCAGGGCUACCUGAUCGGUCGUGUUGGACGGACGUUCCGCGUUCAGUCCUCCAGAAGAGACCUGGUGGAGUUCGACCCAGAUACCCUCAGUUUCGGAGAGGACCUGAACGACGACACGUGGGGCAAACCCAGCCCGGAUCCCGAACCCGAGUCCGAGCUGAGCUACAACGAGAUCAAAGAUGCCCACUGGUUCUACGACACGCCGGGCAUCAUGAAAGAGAACGAUAUUCUCAGCCUGCUGAACGAAAAGGAGGUGAAGCUGGUGGUGCCCACGCAUGCCAUCACGCCCAGGACGUUUGUCCUCAAGCCUGGAAUGGUGUUGUUUCUGGGAGCUUUGGCACGCAUCGAUUAUCUGGAGGGGAAUCAGCCGUGCUGGUUUAGCGUCGUGGCUUCGUCCCAAAUCCCCGUCCACAUCAGCAGUCUGGAGAAAGCCGACGCCGUCUACCAGAAACACGCCGGGAACCCGCUGCUGGUGGUGCCGAUGGGUGGAGAGGAGCGGAUGAAGCAGUUUCCUCCUCUGGUGUCUCAGGAUUUCGAGCUCGAGGGUCGAGGAAUCAACACCGCCGUAACGGACAUCAAACUCUCUUCAGCAGGUUGGGUUGCUGUAACAGCGGCAGAAGGGGAGCGUCUACUGCUGAGAGGUCAUGCACCCGAGGGGGCGGGGAUUUGUCUGCGAAAUCCUCCACUUCUUCCACACAUUGUCACUGUAAAGGGGCCUCGGAUUCCCAAAUCUCCAGCCUACAGGACCAAGAAACCACAGACGCUGCUUGAUACCAACCUGUUAGCACGGGCAGAGAGCAAGAAGAAAUGAGAAUGAGAUCAGAAUUUGAAAACAGCAGAAUGUUUAUUUGCAAUAAUCAUGUUUUAUGUGUAUAUAUUAAUAAAUAUUUCUGUAAACUG
Molecule: messenger RNA, 2421 nt
Organism: Trichomycterus rosablanca
Lineage: Eukaryota; Metazoa; Chordata; Actinopteri; Siluriformes; Trichomycteridae
Gene: noa1
Product: nitric oxide associated 1
Exons: 7
Coding region: 152-2332 (726 amino acids)
Molecular function (GO): GTP binding
Source: RefSeq, a predicted model, not a curated record